Messenger RNA from Micropterus dolomieu (smallmouth bass), 2804 nucleotides. RefSeq names its product popeye domain containing 2 (gene popdc2). Lineage: Eukaryota; Metazoa; Chordata; Actinopteri; Centrarchiformes; Centrarchidae. Gene Ontology annotation, molecular function: cAMP binding. The record is from RefSeq and is a predicted model, not a curated record. The coding region runs from base 328 to 1482 and encodes 384 amino acids. The transcript is spliced from 4 exons. Gene Ontology annotation, cellular component: sarcolemma.
AGGCAGACGACGGGAAGACUCAGAAGGGAGAGGAAUGAGGGACACAUAAUGAGAGAAGAAGAAGAAGAAAGCCAUUCCAGCUGUGUUUCUAUAACAAACAGAGCCGUGAGAACUUCUUCACAUUGAAGAAUUUCCCACUGCUCGCCAAGGGAACUAACAUUUACAUUUUUGUUUGGUAUUAGCUGUUUAUUUUAUUUUUUUUAUCAAGCUUUAAUUCAAACAAGAAAAGUUACAAAACUUGUAACUGCUGAUGGGACAGAAAUAGUACCACGUUACAUUGGAAAAGUUUACUUUGUUUUGUAGUAUCUGUCUUCAGUCAUUUUAAACAUGAACACAGCCAACUCGACUCUGCUGGACAGCUUGUUCUUUGCCCCUCUCUGUGAUGGCUGGACCAACAACACAGAGGGAGCCAUCUACCAAUUGGGCAACACCGUCCUGUUCCUGGGCUACAUGGGGGGCAGCGGGGCCUACGGGUGCCUCUUCAUCUUCGGCUUCCUGACUCCCGCCUUUGCGUGCCUGACCCUGUGGGGCUGGAUGACGAUGUGCGGCCUGGACGUCUUCACCUGGAACCUGCUUCUGCUGCUGGCCUGCUUGGUUCAGAUCUGCCACCUUCUCUACAGGCUGCACCAGGAGGGCAUGCGAAAUGAGGAGCUGACCAACCUCUACCAAGCGGUCUACCUGCCGCUAGGCGUGCCCAUCCAUGUGUUCAAGGAGAUCGCAAGAGCCUUUGAGAACAAGGUGGUGGAGCUAAAGGCAGGAGAGACGUACGCUGUGGAGGGCAAGACGCCCAUCAACCAGCUGUCCUUUCUGCUGUCUGGGAGGAUCAAUGUAUCUUUGGAGGGCCAGUUCCUGCAUUACAUCCACCGCCACCAGUUCCUUGACUCUCCAGAGUGGGAGUCUCUCAGACCAAAUGAGGAGGGAAAGUUCCAGGUGACCCUGACAGCAGAGGAAGACACCCGCUACAUCUCAUGGCGCCGCCGCCGCCUCUACUUGCUGAUGUCAAAGGAUUGCUACAUCGCCCGUAUCUUCUCCAUCAUGCUGGGCUACGACAUUGCAGAGAAGCUCUACAACCUCAACAACAAGCUUUACAUUAAGAGUGGCGUGCUGUUGGACAUCCGCCUGCCCAGCCUCUACCACGUGCUGGCCCCCUCCUCUCAGGGCAGCGAGGGUGGCAGCGGCAGCUGCAGUGACGGUGGAGUCGCCAAGGAACAGCAAACUGAAGAGCAGGGUGAAGACCCAGCGCCGGACUACCAGAAGUCUGAUCCAUCCCAUUCUGAGCCCCUCCCGGCCCAACCGCAUGGACCAAGGAAGAACAAACUGGACGAACCUCCGGCCCACCAGCAUGACCGUUACCAGCACCCCUGGGCGUCAGACCCGGAGCUGCCCACUGGUGAGGACUCCACCAGCCUGGUCCUGGAGGACUUUGCUGAUGUGGCAGGCUCCUUAAUGGAUUAUGGCAGUGAGGGGGAUUAUUUGAGGUAGAGGGGCAGGGUGCUGGAGCUAACACACUGGGUCACCACUUAAGCUACAUGAGGUGAUAGUGAUGGGAACAUACCACCUCGAUUCCUGAGGGGCAGAGCGCCGCUGGCUCCCACCGACACUCCCAAACUGUGAGAAAAGUCUCUCCUGGAAACACUACAUUAUUUACAGUAUAGCGGUAUGAAUGUGUCACAUGUCACUUGUUAUGACUCGCUCUCUGUCCCUGUUCUCACUUCAGUUCACAUCGUCAGUCCCGAGCAUGUAGAACAUGUGCUCUUUCUUCUCUCCAUUAAAAUUAGUUUGAGUGAUAAGACAGCCAGUUCUCAUAUCUUUCAAAAAUCAAUAGUUGGGGCUGAUAUUAAUCACCAUAUUCAUUUAAAUUCGGGCCAAUUUAAUGCUCAAAAACACAGGGGUUUUGUGUUGUCUAAAAAGAUCUAAGCAUUUAGGCCACGAUGACGCUCUGAAAUUUGCCUUUAAAUCAAAUUUACCAACAUCUUAAGUGGCACUGAAACACUAAGGACAGAGGGACAGCCGUCACCUUAUUACUUACCAGCACAUUAAAUGUAUAAAAUUUUAUUUUAUGUUCUAAAACUUAAUUCUGUGAUACUGAAACAGAUGAUUGGUUUUCAUCUCACUUAUAUUUGAUGUUAGAACUAUGAUUGUUGGAUUUGGAUUUUUUACUUAUAUUUGAUGUUUUUGUGUCUUCACAAAUCACAUACACUAAGUGUUACAAAGAGUAUUGAUUUAACUUUAAAUUUAACAUAGAAAGGUUAAUACAUAUUCUCUCUGACUGAUUUUACUGAUCUAUUUGCUCAGAAAAAAAUAAAAAAAUCAUAUUAUAUAAUAUGAAAUAUUAAGAGGUUGAACAACUACUUAAAAUUAUUUAUUUCGUUUUGCGUACUUCUUGAGAACUUUCUAGACCUGUUUAUGAACACUCUAGGUACAAAACCUGCAACUUGGUAGUUUCCAUUUCACUUUCAUGUUCUAUUGGGCAUCUUUUGUUAUUUUAUCUAAAUGUGCCACAACUUGGUUCAGUGUCAGAAAUUUAUGAUAGGAGUUUCUAUAAGCUUUUCAUACUAAUUUUUUGGAGCAUGACACCCAAAUUCACCUGGUGGAGGACAACCUCUUAUUCCUUCCUGUAGACCUUUUUUAAAUGUUUGUAACUAAUUGAGUAUUUAAUACACAUGUGCAUACUGUGAAUUGAAUUUGUCGGUCAUUGACUUCCAAAAUAGGGAGAUGGGACUAAAAUGAAAAAUUCAUUGUUGUUAAAAAGUAUUUUCAUGGGGCCAAGAUUUCUCCAUAAAGCUCUUUGUGUGCAGUGAAAA